UACAAACAUUCGAAUUGACCUUAAAGCAUUCGUAAGCACGCUGCUUCGGUAUACAGUCAAGUUGCUUGCUACUUAUCGGUGGCACGAGAUAAGUCAACAUUAUCAAUAAUUUUGUAAUUGUACCGUGCAUUUGUUUAUCGUUUGCACGUAUUUCAUUUUAUAAAAUGAUAGUGAUUCUAUUAAAUGUGUGGAGAUCGUGUUUUAAUGUUACAUUUAUCGUUUGGUCUCGUAUUGUACUGAUUAUAUUGAGUGCGUUAAUAUACCAAAGUUUCGUUUUGGCCGAAGUGUUUUUGAACAAUUACAAUUACGUGUACCCUCCGUAUUUUACGAAAUCUAUCGUAGUCGGAUUUAAUUAUGCCUCGUCCGUGUAUGGUUUUUUAUUAAAAAUAAUCGCUACUGAGACAGCAACCAUGAACGCGUUCAUGAGGAGGUUUCUCAGAUUUCUCGUAUCGUUGCUGGCCAUCAUAGUGGUGCCGGUUUCAUAUUUUUCAAGCUUCAAACGAAAACGGAAAUGUCCCCCGCCAACAAAUCCCAUCCUCUUCAAAUCAGCAACUAAGCUAGCAGAUAUGAUAAGAAAGAAACAGAUAACAUCGGAAGAGGUUGUGUCUGCGUUUAUAGAACGGUGUAAAGAAGUUAAUCCUUACGUAAACGCUGUAAUCGAACCACGGUAUGAAGUAGCGCUAAGAGAAGCAAGAGGAAUAGACAAAAUGAUAAAGUCAACAGAUCGCACGCCAGAAGAAUUAGAACAGGAAUAUCCACUAUUGGGAAUUCCGCUUACUAUCAAAGAAAGUAUAGCGGUUGAGGGCAUGAGCAAUGAUUGCGGAACGGUAUACACAAAUAGAAAUCCAGCCAAGAAAGACGCGGCUAUUGUCAGGCAAGCCAGAGCGGCUGGUGCAAUUCCCAUAGCUGUAACCAGUACACCCCAGUUGUGCAUGAACUGGGAAACAUACAAUAAUGUUAUAGGAGUAACGAUGAACCCUUACGAUCCGAAACGUACAACUGGAGGCUCUUCGGGGGGUGAGUCGGCUUUGAUUUCUUCAGCAGCAUCGCUAAUAGGACUCGGAUCGGAUAUGGCUGGGUCCCUUAGAUUGCCUCCAAUGUUCACUGGAAUCUAUGGACACAAACCAUCACCUAGAUUACUUUCGAUUGAAGGACACAUACCAGACUGCUUGGAUCCUGAUUUUGAAGAAUAUUUCACUCUUGGUCCUUUAACACGCUACGCCGAAGAUUUAGCACUUAUGUUAAAAGUUUUAAAGAAACCUGGAAGCCCUGACAUACCUUUCGAUAAACCGGUUGACGUAUCAACACUGAAAUUCUAUUACAUGGAAAGUGAUGGCAGUAACGUUUCCGAUUCCAUUGGUCGUGACGUCAAGAUGGCUAUGCAAAAAACGCGGGAGUACCUCAAACAAACCUAUAAUAUCGAAGCGAAACCGCUAAGCAUAAAAAACAUCGAACACAUGUGGGAGAUAAGCGUCAGAGUAUUAAUGAAUAUAAGCCACGUUCGCAACAUCUACACUGAUCCGAACAAUCCUAAGCAAUGGGUAUCGAUCUGGCCUGAAAUCAUCAAGAAAAUGUUUGGUUUAUCGAACAACAACUUUUUUUCUGUUUGCUAUGGUCCUUUGAAGAAAUUCUUUGAUGCCCUACCGAGAAGCUACUACAAGAACCUUCUAACUAAAUUCGAAGACAUUAAAACUGAAUUUGAGACAAUUUUAUCUGACGAUGCAGUUUUGUUGUUUCCGACUUUUCCACAUCCCGCCCACUUGCACUACCGAGUGUACUAUAAAUUUUUGAACUGUGGAUAUUUAACGAUGUUCAAUGCAUUAGGGCUGCCAGUUACGGCCUGUCCGAUUGAAAUGUCGAAAAAAGGCCUCCCUGUCGGCAUCCAAAUUGCGGCAAACAGAUACAAAGAUCAUUUAACUGUGGCGGUCGCUAAUGAAUUUGAGAAAGCAUUCGGUGGCUGGGCAGCUCCUAAUAAAGAUUCGGUUACAGUAUAGAGUAAAACGUAAUAUAAUAUUUGUAUAAUUAAGACAUACAUCACACGUGACCAUGCUGUCAUUUUGAAAUAUUAAGAAUGGUUGAUAUGAUAACACAGAAAAAUCGUGUAAAAAAUAUAUAUAGUUAUAUUUGACCAAAUAAUGUUUGGGUUUUUAGUACAUCGUGCAUGCAAUAUCUACACAGUUGAAAUCAGCUGAGGCUAUAAUUGCCUAAUACAUAUUGUCAUGAGGAUGUCCUAUUUAAAAGGAUUAGUUCACUUUUCUAUUUCCUUUUAAUGUGAUUUAUGUAUUGGAAACCCACUAUUUAAGUACCGAUCUGUGGUUUUAUUAUUUUUUACUUAGUUUAAUGUACCUAAUGUAAGACAAAUGUAAAUUGAAAAUAAAUAUUAAAAAUGUGACUAGCGUA
Messenger RNA from Bombyx mori (domestic silkworm), 2400 nucleotides. Its product is annotated as fatty-acid amide hydrolase 2. Bases 165 to 1994 code for a protein of 609 amino acids. Gene Ontology annotation, cellular component: endomembrane system. Lineage: Eukaryota; Metazoa; Arthropoda; Insecta; Lepidoptera; Bombycidae. The record is from RefSeq and is a predicted model, not a curated record. The transcript is spliced from 9 exons.